Molecule: messenger RNA, 357 nt
Organism: Racocetra persica
Lineage: Eukaryota; Fungi; Glomeromycota; Glomeromycetes; Diversisporales; Gigasporaceae
Source: the annotation of a GenBank genome assembly
AUGGUACUUGUUUUGAACUUUCUUCAAGCUGAAUUCCAGUCUAUCUUUCUUGCGAAUGUAAAGUCUUGUCUUCAUACUCACCGCUCAGCACAAGGCUCCAAACAAUUCACUUAUAAAUGCACAUAUAAAGAACAAGAUGGGUACCAAAAAAUUGGGUAUAUCUUUGCACAUCCUGCUUGGGGUGAAAAAACAACAAAGACAGGAAGUGAGGUUAGAGUAAUUACCGAAAAAAAGAAUCUUGAAAUACAACAAAUGCUUAAAACUGAGCUUGUUUUUCUUUGGAAAGAGCAAACGACUAAUGAAGAAUAUAAUGAGGAAGUUUAUACUUGGACAUAUUGGAUAAAGAUAGUUCAUUGA